Dunckerocampus dactyliophorus (ringed pipefish) is the source of this 1008-nucleotide messenger RNA. RefSeq lists its product as uncharacterized. Lineage: Eukaryota; Metazoa; Chordata; Actinopteri; Syngnathiformes; Syngnathidae. Bases 186 to 674 code for a protein of 162 amino acids. The record is from RefSeq and is a predicted model, not a curated record. The transcript is spliced from 4 exons.
ACUGGACUCACCGGCGGGUCUCCAAAAUGAUGUGGAGAAGUUCACCACAGUGUGUUUUUUACAUUAGGUCUGCAGCAGCAGGGUGUGUUCUGACUUUUCAUUUGCUGAGAGCUUAGUUGCUUGGAGUCAGAAGUGCUGAGAACAGAACAGAAGACAGGUCUUCAUCUACAGUACGAGCGCAGAUCAUGGACCGAACAGUGAGCGUUGUGCUGGUGUUGCUGGCUGUUGCCACGGUAACCGUGACGGCACAGAGGCGACGCACCCAGACGGCGGCGGCGGCAAACACGGACGAGUGGAACUACAGGGAUGGCUCCGACAGGGUCAACAUGAGGGGCGUGGCCAACCUGACUCAAAUCCUGGACAACUGGAGGUUUGACAUCCUGAACCAGAUGAAAGGACUCCUGCAGAAUGAUCACCAGUCUCUGCUGCCCGACUAUGCCAGGAUCCAGCCGCUAUCCGAAGCUUUGGACGAUCUCUACAAGGAGUUCAACGCCCUGAAGGCUCACCUGGGAGAACUGACAGAGAAGUUUACCGCCAUAGAGACCUUCAUGGAUGAGGUAAAGGCGAGCAGGACCGCCGGAGCCAAUCAAGCCCCGGCCUCAGCUCCAGUGACCAGACAGGCAGGGAGGAGGGUGGUGAGGAAGAAGACCACCACCACCGCGACCACCUCCUAAGCUGACGUGCUAUAUCAUGCGUCCUCUGCUUUUAGAAAGAGAUCUUUGCUAAUAUCAGCGUGGGUCUUAUCCCAAUAAACAAGUCAGGAGAUGGUAUCGAGUAAAAAGGAGGGAGGGAGUCUCCUCCAGCUCAUCUCCUCUGGAAACGUUUUAUCACAGCAAAAAGUCGACACACUUUGAGGGAUUUGAUUUGUUCGAGUUUGCUGUUUGAGCUCAGCUGAACAUGCUGAAGCUCAUCCAAGUCGGAUUGUUUGGAUGAGCUCGCUUCCGCUCUGCAUUUGUUUCCUGCUGCAUCGCACACACGCUCCAAUUAACCAAUAAACUCACUUUUUGC